UUAGGUUGUAAUUGGAAUUAAGAAAUGAAUUAACAAUCCUAUCUAUCUUCUCUUCUCUCUCUAAACUUCUUCUUCCUCAAGUUUCCUUUCCUCCAUUUUCCCCUGUUCUGGUGUUUUCUUCUCGCACCAAAACUCCCUUUAUCAGUUCAGUUUAGUAAAUGUGAACAAAUCCGUAAAUUAAAAAUGUGACUGUUUAGAAUGACAAACACUUGUGAAAACUUACCAAGUUUAGGCGCGAAGUCCAGUCGACUAUCCCAGCACCUAUGACCCCAACUUCCCUCCUCCGUCGUCCUUCUUCCGUCACCUCCAUUUUCUUCCUUCGUCUCUUCUCUUCAUCUUCUUCCUCUUCUCUCUCUCUUCUCGAAGAAGACGACUCUGCAACUCUUCCUAACUUCAUUCCUGAACAACCCAGAUUUCAAAAACAUAAUCAAUGGCGGCAAACCCUAGAAUCCCACCUCCAAAGAAGAGAACACUUGUUUUCUGUUCUACAAUCUUGUUCUACUCAUACCCAUUUCCUUCAACUCCAUACCCAAUUCAUCUGCACUGAUCUUAUUCAACAUCCUCGUCUUUCUCUCAAGUUCCUUGCUCGAGCUGUCAGAAUUUGCCCUCAGAAUGUUAGGUACCUUUUUCGAAUUUUCAACCAGAUUUUGAUGCCUACUUCUUUGCAUUGUAAUACCAUGAUUAGGGCUUUUUCUUGUAGUGAAAUCCCUUCUGAUGGGGUUAGGUUUUAUCGGAUGAUGAAGCGGGAAGGUAUCAAAUCGAAUCAGCUUACCCUUUCGUUUUGUAUUGAUUGUUGUACUAAGAAUUCUGCUUUGAUUGAGGGAAUGCAGAUUCAUAAGAGUGUUUUGGUUGAUGGGUAUGAGAGUGAUUGUGUUUUGAUGACUUCUUUGAUGGAGUUGUAUUCGGGUUGUGGGCGGUGUGAUAAUGCGUGUAAGGUGUUUGAUGAUAUGCUUCAAAGAGAUGCGGUUGCUUAUAACGCGUUGAUUUCUUGUUUUGUAAAUAAUAAGAGGACUAGAGAUGCUUUGUCUGUGUAUAAAUCUAUGCUGACCCUGGAAAGAGAUUGUAGACCUGAUGAAGUUUCUUGCUUGCUAUUGAUUCAAGCUUGUGGUGAAUUAGGCGCGGUAGAUUUUGGUAGGAGUGUUGUGAAUUACAUGGAGAAAAAUGGUUAUGGUAUGUCAAUGAGGCUAAGUAAUGCUCUUAUUACCAUGUAUUCGAAAUGUGGGUGUGUGGACGAUGCAUAUUGUAUCUUUGAAAGAAUGCCUACAAAGAACUUGGUCUCGUUUAGUUCGAUGAUAUCAGGCUUUGGGAUCAAUGGGUAUGGGAAACAUGCCAUUGAACUGUUUAGGGAGAUGCAUAGGAUGGGCAUUGCCCCUGAUGCUAAGGCUAUUACCGCGGUAUUAUAUGCCUGCAGUCAUAGAGGGUUGCUGGAUGAGGGGUUGCUGAUUUUUGAGAAGAUGACUCAGGAGUUUGGGAUACAUCCGAAUAUCCAUCAUUAUGGGUGUGUUGUUGAUAUUUUAGGCCGUGCUGGUUCACUUGACCAAGCAUAUGAUCUUAUCGUAUCCAUGGAAGAUAAACCGGACAUAAAAGUUUGGAGGACCUUGCUCAUGGCUUGUAGAAUACACAAGAAUUUUGGCCUGGCAGAAAGAGUGAUUGAGCAUAUAACGGAACUUAAGGCCCAAGAGGCAGGGGAUUAUAUUCUGUUGUUGAAUACUUAUUCUUCAAAUGGCAAAUGGGAUAAAGUAAGAAAACUAAGGAAAUUUAUGGAAGAACAAGGAAUCCUUACAGUGGGGUGUAGUACUAUUGAAGUGAAGGGAAUGGUGCAUGAAUUUGUUGUAGGCAAUGUUUCGCAUCCACAAAACGAUGAUAUUUAUGAAAUGUUCAAUGAAAUCUUGCAACAAUUGAAGAUUGCUGGAUAUGUGCCAGAAGCAUCAUCAGAAUUACACGACUUAGAUUUGAUUGAGAAGCAAACUGCAGUCUCUUUUCAUAGUGAAAAACUAGCUAUUGCUUUUGGCGUCCUCUCUACUCCCCCUAGCACAACAAUUAGAGUUGCCAACAGUGCUCAGAUUUGUGAUGAUUGCCACAACUUUGCUAAGGUUUUUUCUGCUGUUUAUAAUCGAAAAGUGAUAAUCAGUGAUCCAAACAGGAUUCAUCAUUUUAGAGAAGGAAAAUGCUCCUGUGAUGACUUCUGGUAGGUGCUAGGCAAGUUAAAUGAUCUACUUCCAUAUUGAGGAUAAUACUUGAAACAUACUAGUAAAUUAACACUUCAAAUUAUAGCUAACUUGCUGACAGAAACAACUUUUCUUGGGUUGAUGUAUAAUUGGUAGCUGUGUGCUGUCAUGGAGUAUUUUUCAAUCCUAUGAUAUUCUUAUGAUUCUUAUGAAUUUGAGAAGCACAUAUUCCAGAAGAGAAACUAUAUGAAUUGCAGCUGUUCGUGCACUUUCUUGACUUUUAUAGUUUUAUCUAUAUGUUUCUAUUUAUGGGAACUAGUCUGUUAAUUGCAGGAACAACUAAUAUAUACAGAAAUAUUUCUCAAAUAA
This is a messenger RNA of Chenopodium quinoa (quinoa), 2537 nucleotides long. RefSeq names its product pentatricopeptide repeat-containing protein At3g47530-like. The record is from RefSeq and is a predicted model, not a curated record. Gene Ontology annotation, molecular function: RNA binding; zinc ion binding; protein binding. NCBI's taxonomy places the organism in Eukaryota, Viridiplantae, Streptophyta, Magnoliopsida, Caryophyllales, Amaranthaceae. The coding region runs from base 264 to 2192 and encodes 642 amino acids. Gene Ontology annotation, biological process: RNA modification. The transcript has a single exon.